CACCGACCGACACCUGCCAACAGCUGGUGAGCGACCGCUGGAGCAUCUCGCGCGUUUUCCGCCUCCACAAGUUGGUGUCUGACUCAAUGAAACGCAGCAACGAACCGCGACCGUAAGACCCUCCCCUGUAGUUUCCCCCUCGCCGUUUCCCGGUGACGCUCUGCAACUGGAAGCGUAGAGAGAACGGAGGAGAAGAAAAGGAGAAGCUGCAGGACCGAUGGAGAAGAAGCCGGGAUCUUCUUAUCAGUACGGUUCACUGGAGCGCACUGAAUGGAGCAGAGACAGCAACAAACCAGAGGACGACGUGGUGUCCAUGGCGGACUCCACCAUCACCACGGACGACAUUGAGGGGGAGCUUUUCAAGAUAGACAGGAUCAGGGACGUCCUGGUCCGGAGGGAGUCAGAGCUCAGAUACAUGAUGGAUGACAUUCAGCUGUGCAAGGAGAUCACUCGUCUGAAGAAGGAGCUGCAGAAAUUAGUGUCCAUACCAGAUAAUGACAAGUCCAACGAGGACCGGCAGAAGGAAGAAGAACUCCUGCAGCAGAUCCACAAGCUGGUCGAGACCAGAGAUUUCCUGGUGGACGAUGUGGAGUUUGAGAGACUCAGGGAGAAAGAAGAAGAUAAAGAAAUGGCAGAUUUUCUGAAGUCCAAAUUCCCAAGAAAUAUGAAGAAGAAAGGUGUACCAACCAGACGGGCGCCAUCCAGGGCUCAGCAGGCCUCCGCUCCCUUCGCCAAGACGGGCCUCACCCUGCUGAAGGAGUGCUGUGGCUUCACAUGCUCCGUCAUGUAGACUGGGGCCCCUCGCUGCAUGGGGCUGACACAGGGGCCACAACCCCAAAAUGUUUUCGAGUUUCAGCUUUUCAGUCCGAGUAAGACUUUGAAGCGUGGAUGGAGCGGUGCAGGCGCAUGUUGAGAGUUUCCCAGAGGGAGAGCAAAGGAAGUCGCAAACAUCAUAUGCUGAGUGUUUCCAUGCCAUCUUGUGUUGGAUCUGUUUGUCUCUUUCAUUGGAUUUCAUAACCCGGCUCUCCGCGUCUCCCAUCCCACUCCUGUUUUUUUUUUUUACUCUCAUUAAGGAACAACCCGACGACCUGCUAUUUAUUUCGGUUUUUCAUGCCGAGAGGACAGGGUUUGAAGGACAGAAACAGUACCAAGUGAGGCAUGUAUUGUGUGCACACUAAUUGGAAUCAACUACCGUGACACCUAUGAGUUUGAUAUUUAAAGACCCCACUGAGCUAUGAUAACUGUAAUCUCCUAAUUCAAAAAACAAAUAGAUGUUUUACAGGAGUCAGCAGGCCAGUCCAGACACACUGCUGGCACUUAUCAACACUAAUGAAACUGGCAUUAAUCAGGAGCUCUGUUAGGAGGAAGUCGCCUGUGAUUUGACUGCAGAUCUAAAUGGCUACAACCUUUUGAAGAGUGGUGGUUUGCGAGAACGGAUGUCUCAUUACGCUCCAUUUUCCUUUAAUGAUAAUCAAUUUUCCAGUUAUUGAAAAUGUCCUGGAACAUCUUCUGUUGUCCUGGAAAAAUAUUUCAGCAUUCUCCUCUUUUCCUUUAGCUAAAGAUUAGCUAUGAAACUAUCAAUCAGAGAUCCCCAAAACGCAUAAACGUUGGCAUGUAAAAGAGCUAAGUUAUGUUCAGAAAUUAUAUUAACGUUCAAAUGGUAGUUUAUGGAACGUCCCCCGCAGGUCACCUCACAUGGUAGCACAUGCAAGUUGGAUGACUUUACAUAACGUGGCUUUCUUCCCAACUUGUUUUAAACAGUUGAAUAAUGUUAAAUUGGUUAGCAUGUCGCUAAAGGCGACAUGCUUGCUACCUUGUUGUGCCAGGUGUGUGUUUGCAUUAUUCUAGGAUUCAUUUGUCAUAAUUUCUAACCAGUGUAAGAUAAGACUUCAUAGAUAAUUAGUUAGUCACAGUCAAAAUCUGCACGUCUUUUAAAUCAGACUUCUACACAGAGAUAGAGAUACGUUUAUGGAUCCCAGCUAGAUCAUAACGGAAAAUGCCCUGAAAAACUGAUCUCUAGCAAAGUGCUGGAACUCUAACUAUUAAUAUGGCUUGUAAUAACAAUUCAGCCAACUUCCACCAUGCAUAAACAUUGUAUAUUUGUUAGCACCCCACAUUGUAUCAGUUAUGGCCUGAAUGGCCUGAAUAUUUAGGUGCAUGUAAGGCUCCCGAAUGGCCUGUGGCACAUCCAUCCAUUACGUCGGGCACUGGGUUGUUGUGGCCAAUCAAACUACGGAGCACCUCUGUGUUGCCAAGAAGAAUGGUCGCCAUAGCAACCUUGUACAUCCCAUAUCUUUACGAUGAGACAAUGAAGACGUUUGGAUGGAUGAGACCUCAUAGAUGUGACAAAAACAAAUACUCGAGCACUAACUAUCAGGGUUACCUUAUGAAAGGCAAACAGGAGACGAUGUAACGUUGCUGUUGUUUUCAUGCUUUGGAUUCACUCUGGGGACAUCACAGCCCACUUUGGAUUGCAACAAAAUGUACCAUAAUUGAGCCUCUGAAUCCCUUUCGCAGCUUUGCCUGCCCAGUAUUUACAGAAGAUGCAAACUGAAAGUAUUUUUUAAUCUUUUAAAUCAUAAUAGAUUGUAUAUUUCUCAGUGAAUCUUUGUUUCUCAUCCCUGUUUUAACAGAGCGUUCGCUUUAAUGGUUUAUUCCAAACCUGUCCUGAGGAUGGAUACAGCUGUCUCUUCUGGUAAAUCACUAGAUCUAUUGAUAUUCAGUCUGAAAACUGCCAUAGAGGCUUUGGGUCACAUAUCACCCGGCAACCAUGUCUGGUGCUGUCAUGAUGGGUCACAGGGGAAUUAGAUGUGUGCCAAUACUGUUGAAAUGACAGCCGCGCGAGAAAAAAAACAAAAACUACCAGGGAAGGAUUUCUUCUGCAUGUGUGUGUGUGUGUGAGUAAUAUGUGGGAGGAGGUGGACACCCAAUGGGGAUAUUUGUCUCAAAUGUUAAGUAUUAGACAGUGUAAACCAUUGUGCCAAAGCAGAACUUUUUAAAAAAGAGACAGCAAUGCUUAGUUAAACAGGCACACAAAACAUCUUUGAUGCACAAUAUCUAAUCAUCUGAGGUACAAACACAUUCUCCCCCCAAUUUGUCAUAUACCCCGACUUGGUCAGUGCUCUUUAAGCUUCAAACUCUGAGGUUCCCUUUUCAAGUCUGCUCCCACGGUUGAGCUGCACAAUGCAUACAUCUGUGAAAACCUUCACGUAAUCAGUCAUUAUUUCUGUUGUGUGCGACAUGUUUCUGUUCUUCGUUGUUCACAUUUAGACAUAAAACCAGCUGUUGACACCAGCUGCAGGGCGAGUUAACAUCUCAUAACUCUGCUUGGCACGAGUCAAGCGAGGAUUCGUGAAUUUUUAUUUUGAGGA
This is a messenger RNA of Anarrhichthys ocellatus (wolf-eel), 3371 nucleotides long. RefSeq names its product phosphoinositide-3-kinase, regulatory subunit 6a (gene pik3r6a). NCBI's taxonomy places the organism in Eukaryota, Metazoa, Chordata, Actinopteri, Perciformes, Anarhichadidae. Bases 218 to 790 code for a protein of 190 amino acids. The record is from RefSeq and is a predicted model, not a curated record. The transcript is spliced from 6 exons.